This is a messenger RNA of Kalmanozyma brasiliensis GHG001, 1443 nucleotides long. RefSeq names its product Senescence/spartin-associated. Gene Ontology annotation, cellular component: plasma membrane. The transcript has a single exon. Bases 1 to 1443 code for a protein of 480 amino acids. The record is from RefSeq and is a predicted model, not a curated record. Lineage: Eukaryota; Fungi; Basidiomycota; Ustilaginomycetes; Ustilaginales. Gene Ontology annotation, biological process: cell division.
AUGUCGUCCAUCAACUCAGACCAAUCCUCGAAAGGCGUGGAGCUCCUCUCCAUCCCUGGCGCCAUCGCCACGCAAGAAUACCAUGGCGACACCGUCAUCCUCGCCUCUGGCAAGCUGCAGGCUCUCCUCGUCACCAUUGAGAUGCGAGACUCUGCUCACCAGAGCCAUACUACCACCAACAAGGAGAAGGAGGCUGACCACUCCACUGACCUCUGGCUGGUGCUCUCCAUCGGUGACGACUUCUCCCUGCCCGUAGCGGCGAAUCAGCGCAUCAUUCCGGAGGGCGACACAUACAAGCGAUCGUAUCUCUUCCCCUCGGUGGAGCUCGAAGGCGCCUCGAUCAAGGUCUCGCUCCCGGCUACGACCAAUGUCAACACCAUCACUCGCUUCCAGCAGAUCCUGUCUCAGUAUGCUGCUUUCGAAGAUGACGACCGCUCCGACGCGGGCACUAUGGAGCUCAUGGACGAGGACGGUCAGGUGCUCGGUGUUGUGCAAGGCUUCACUGUCCGAGAGUCGGAUGCGGUCUCUGACUCGGGCAACGAAAAAGACCCCGUGCUCAUCGACCUCCCACCCGAGUCCGUCAACGAGGGCGAGGAGAAGCAGGACCUCCAGGUCGACGUUCUCUCGCCCGAAGAGCGCCGCGACUGGAUGAUCAAAGGCGCCGACACCAUCUCGCGCACCAUCGUCAAAUCGGCCGAUUUUGUCGGUGGCAAGAUCCAGGGUGCGGCAAACUCGUACAUGUCCAAGACGCCCGCUGCUGGCUCGCCCGGCACGACGACGCCCAACAACGAGAAGACCGAGGCCGGUCGAGACCCACUCAAGUUCGGACCCAAGACGCACGCUAGCGCUCAACAGCUCAACGACUGGUCCGGCCAGGCGGUUCAGAUGUCCGCCAAGACCACAGGUGCCAUUCUGCAGAUGGCUGGCAACAUUGGUGACAAAAUUGGCAGGAAGACGGGGAUUCAGCGAAAGACCAAUCCCGAUGGAAGUUCCGGUCCUGCUCCUAAGGGCAUCCGCGGCUUUGUCAACCGCGGCCUCAUCGCUGCCAACACAGUUCUCGAUGGUAUCGAUGCCGGCGCACAGACGCUGCUGUACACCAGUGGCCAGGCUGCUUCCGAUGUGGUCGGCCACAGGUACGGAGACGACGCUCGCGAGGUCGCCAACGCCUUUGGCCGCACGGGCAAGAACGUGUUCAUCGUGUACAAGGAUGUACGGGGUAUCCGCAGGAGUGCACUGCUCAAAGCUGCUCGAGGCCGCGUGAUGAAGGCCAAGCUGCAGGACGGCCGAGAGGUGACCAUCAAGGUCGACGAGAAGGGCCAAGCUGUGGCUUCUUCCGUGUCUGGGUCUGCAACGGGCACUUCUACUGCCCAAACCUCAUCGGCGACCUCAGAGAAGUCGUCGUACGUCUCGGCUUCGGAGAACCAGGAUCCGCCCGCCUACUGA